AGCCCGGUGCUCUGCCCACGGUAAGCGCUCAAUCAAUACGAUUUGAUUGAUUGAUGGAGGAGGUUAGCGCGCCUCGCCUCCACCCCCGUCCUCACCCCCAGGCCUCGUCCACGCCGCGCCCCUCUCUCCAACCAUCAUCAUCACCAUCAAGCGUAUUCAUUGAGCGCUUACUACGCGCAGAGCACCGUCCCGCGUAGGAGCGCGUCCCGGCCGGCCGGGCCCAUGGAGAAGAUGGCCAGGGUCACCGCGGCCCCGGGGGGCAACGCCAUCACGGGCCGGACCAUGUUCUGCCACCUGGACGCCCCGGCCAACGCCAUCGGCGUGUGCCGGGCCGCGGCCCAGGUGGUGGUGGCGGGCCGGAACAUCUUCAAGAUCUUCGCCAUCGAGGAGGAGCAGUUCGCCGAGCGGCUGAACCUGCGGGUGGGCCGCAAGUCCUCGCUGAACUUCAGCUGCGCCGACGUGGUGUGGCACCAGAUGGACGAGAACCUGCUGGCCACGGCGGCCACCAACGGGGUGGUGGUCACCUGGAACCUGGGCAAGCCCUCCCGCAACAAGCAGGACCAGCUGUUCACGGAGCACCGGAGGACCGUCAACAAGGUCUGCUUCCACCCCACCGAGGCCUACAUGCUCCUCAGCGGCUCCCAGGACGGCUACAUGAAGUGCUUCGACCUGCGCAAGCGGGAUUCGGUCAGCACGUUCUCGGGCCAGUCGGAGAGCGUGCGGGAUGUGCAGUUCAGCCUCCGCGACUACUUCACGUUCGCCGCCACCUUCGAGAACGGCAACGUGCAGCUGUGGGACAUCCGGCGGCCGGACCGCUACGAGAGGAUGUUCACCGCCCACAACGGGCCCGUCUUCUGCUGCGACUGGCACCCCGAGGACAGGGGCUGGCUGGCCACGGGCGGGCGCGACAAGAUGGUGAAGGUGUGGGACAUGAGCGCCAACCGGGCCAAGGAGAUCUACUGCGUGCAGACCAUCGCCUCGGUGGCCCGGGUGAAGUGGCGGCCCGAGUGCCGGCACCAGCUGGCCACCUGCUCCAUGAUGGUGGACCACAACAUCUACGUGUGGGACGUGCGGCGGCCCUACAUCCCGGCCGCCAUGUUCGAGGAGCACCGCGACGUGACCACGGGCAUCGCGUGGCGCCACCCGCACGACCCCUACUUCCUGCUGUCGGGCUCCAAGGACAGCACCCUGUACCAGCACGUCUUCCGGGACGCCAGCCAGCCGGUGGAGCGGGCCAACCCCGAGGGGCUCUGCUACGGGCUCUUCGGCGACCUGGCCUUCGCCGCCAAGGAGACCCUCGUGGCGGCGGCGGCGGCGGCGGCGGCGGACGCCGGGCGCCGGCCCUACCCGGGCGACCGGCGCCAGCCCAUCUUCUUCAAGCGCCGCCUGGACCCGGCCGAGCCGUCCGAGGCCGUCUCCUCCAGCGCCCUGAGCGUCUUCGAGACGGAGCCCGGCGCGGCCGGCGCCGGCGUGCCCUGGUUCGUGGAGACGGCCCGCCGCUACGCCCUGGCGGGCCGGCCCCUGGCCGAGCUGUGCGACCACAACGCCAAGGUGGCCCGGGACCUGAACCGCAACCAGGUGGCCCAGACGUGGACCAUGCUGAGGAUCAUCUACUGCAGCCCCCCGGGCCCCGGGCCCGCCGCCGUCAACCUGAGCCACAGCCUGGGCAAGGGCAGCGGCGGCCUGCCGCUCCUCAGCAGCUUCAACCUGAAGGACCUGCCCGCCGGCCUGGGUGGCGAGGCCCGCCUGGACCGGAGCAAAGGGGAGAACCGGAGCGAGAGCGUCUUGCUGGACUCCUCCACCACCCUCAUCGCCAACGACGAGAACGAAGAGACGGAAGGCAGCGACGUCCCCGCCGACUACCUGCUGGGCGACGUGGACGGCGAUGAAGACGAGCUGUACCUGAUGGAUCACGAGAACGCCCCCGGGGAGGAGGCGGCGGAGUACGUGCUGCCGCAGGAGGCCUUCCCGCUGCGCCACGAGAUCGUGGACAACCCGGCCGGGCCCGACCAGCUGCAGGACAAGGCCGACUCGCCCCACGUCAGCGGCAACGAGGCGGAGACGGUGUCCCUGACGCCCGUGGAGUCCUUCUCGCUCAUCUCCAUCUCCCACGCCCCGUACGAGAGCCGCCUGCCCCCGGACUUCUUCGGCCCCACCGUGCGCGCCAUGCUGCGCUUCUACGCCGCGCAGGGCGACGUGCAGACGGCCGCCUCGGUGCUCAUCACGCUGGGCGAGCGCGUCCGCAGGGAGAUCGACGAGCAGACCCAGGAGCACUGGUACACCUCCUACAUCGACCUGCUGCAGCGCUUCCGGCUCUGGAACGUCUCCAAUCAGGUCAUCAAGCUGAGCACGUGCCGGGCCAUCACGGGCCUGAACCAGGCGUCCACCACCCUGCACAUCAACUGCAGCAACUGCAAGCGGCCCAUGAGCAACAAGGGCUGGAUCUGCGACCGGUGUCGUCAGUGCGCCAGCACGUGCGCCGUGUGCCACCACGUGGUGAAGGGCCUCUUCGUCUGGUGCCAGGGCUGCAGCCACGGCGGGCACCUGCAGCACGUCAUGAAGUGGCUGGAGAACAGCUCCCACUGCCCGGCGGGCUGCGGGCACCUCUGCGAGUACACCUGAGCCCGGGACCGGAUCGGGGGGAUCCCGUCUGGGACCCCGGUUAUUGGGGACCGGGCCUGCUGGGGAAGGAGAGAGAGUGUGAAUGUGUAUGGGUUUCUUUUGGGGUGGCUUCCCCUCAUCACCACCUUCCCUUGAUCCUAAAUAAAGGC
This is a messenger RNA of Tachyglossus aculeatus (Australian echidna), 2771 nucleotides long. It is a transcript of the gene WDR24, whose product is annotated as WD repeat domain 24. The transcript is spliced from 9 exons. The coding region runs from base 223 to 2622 and encodes 799 amino acids. Gene Ontology annotation, biological process: positive regulation of TOR signaling. NCBI's taxonomy places the organism in Eukaryota, Metazoa, Chordata, Mammalia, Monotremata, Tachyglossidae. Gene Ontology annotation, molecular function: protein binding. The record is from RefSeq and is a predicted model, not a curated record.